UCGGCGGCGAGGAGGUGCCCAGCGGCGGGCGACAUGUUCCAGGCCCCGGAGAGCGAGGGCGGCCGCGCCGGCUCCAGGGCCAUGAAGCCCCCUGGAGGAGAAUCGAGCAAUCUUUUUGGGAGUCCAGAAGAAGCUGUUCCUUCAAGCAGGCCCAAUAGGAUGGCAUCUAAUAUUUUUGGACCAACUGCAGAACCUCAGAACCUACCUAAAAGGACCCAUCCCCCAGGGGGGAAAGGAAGUGGCAUCUUUGAUGAAUCGACACCUGUGCAGACUCGACAGCGUCUGAAUCCACCUGGUGGGAAGACCAGUGACAUUUUUGGGUCCCCAGUCACUGCCACUUCACCCUUGGCACACCCAAACAAACCCAAGGACCACGUGCUCUUGUGUGAAGGAGAAGACCCCAAAUCAGACAUUAAAGCUGCAACGAGCACCUCACCCAGAGAAGAGCCUGGUGAGAAAGGCGGCUGCAGAGAAGCUGACCGCACCCAGGAGCCCCAGCCCACGCCCACGGUCGACAGCCAUGAGCCCAGGCUGGGCCCGCGGCCUCGCUCUCACAACAAAGUCCUGAACCCACCCGGAGGCAAAUCCAGCAUCUCUUUCUACUAAAAGAAGCUGCCGCUUCCCCCGUAGCCAGACAACAAACUUGAGAGAUAGGAUUUCAAAUAUUAUAGUUUCUUUUAGCCCAAAGGAGUGGGGGUGGGGAGAGGGUCUGUUGUGUAUCUGAAGCUGCUGCUCAGGCUCCACUGCCAUCCCGAGAGCCAUGGAGGACCUCCCUCGCUUUCCAGACUGCCGAGAGACAUCUCUGUGAGCAUUAGUGUGACUCCCCUGGUGUACACUCACUUGUAAUUCCAGAUGUGAGAGGAACUCUGAGAUGGGCGGGGUGGGGAGAUGGCGCAAGGCCACAGCAAGGCCUGACGAAGGGGCCUCUUACACGUCCUUGUGCAUCAGCAGUCUGCCGGUAAUCUGGCAUGUAGGAGUCACUAACACCGUAGCAGAGUUUAAAGCCUUUGAAAGCAAACCAGAACCACCUCUCCAAUGCUGUGGGAUAGAGGAGGAAGGCAUAAGCCGAAACCUUGCAGGGAGGGGUGCGGGGGGGUCUCUGUGCACCCCCCGUAGAUCCUCAUGCCAUUCGCCCUUCACGGCUACGGUUUCCGUUCCUGGGACACCCGCUGCUCAACCCCACUGUCUCCUUUACUUCAGCCCCAGGGUGUUGUUCUGCAGCCUGUUCUUGAAACAUCUUGAUUGCUUUUCCUCAGCAGCUGUCAACAGAAACCAAAAAGUCGUUCUCAGUCUAUGCUUUGUAGAAAGGUUUUGUGCCCUGAUUCUCUCAGGUGCCCCAGUUCUGCCAUCUAAAACCUUGGCCAGACCUUACGGAGGGACCUCCGCCUUUCAUUCACAGAGGACUGGUUUAGUCUCUUUACGGCUGUUCUGCUUGUAAAUUGUCUUUUUCCUCAUCAGCCUUAAGUCUAGGCCUUUGCUCUUCACCAGCAGCGUGGACAGUUCCUUUCACAAGCUGUCUGCAGGGCCCGCUGACGUCUGCGAGACUUUAGAACUCUGUCCAGAUGUGUCCAGGUGAUGGGGUUGUUUAAACCCCUCGUAUGUCUUACUUGAUCCUGUCGAGGGGGAGGAGCUACUCCAGACCCUUGGGUUCUUCGGGUUAGAUUCUGUAACAAUAUCUAAAGAGCUAUUCUAAAAUACCAGCUUUACAUAAGCGACUGUUGACUUGGGUCUGUUUCUGACACGUUUCUAGAAAAAAGUCAGUUGCUCAGGUAUACCAAAGAGGAAGAAAAGUCUGCUUAGGCCACCCUUUACAAAGCUUUGCAGCACCUCGGGACCAUAUUCAGUUUCCGGAAGAGACUUAGAGGCCUUAGCCCAGGAGAUUCAAUAGUUUGGCAGCAAAGUCUUAACUGGCCAAUUCCGUGGUAUCUGCCAGCAAAGAUAUUUGCUUUCAGUUUGUCCCAUUCAGCCUCUAAAGGGCUACAGUGUAAAUUCCUACAGUUCACUCAUGUUGGACCAACAGUUAACAGGAGAGGAUUUGGGUGGUGGCAGCUAUUGGUACGAGUGCCUACAAAGCUAGUGCCAGGUGCUAGAAAUAUCUUCAUCAUUAUUAAAAUUUCAAAAAGCAACAACUGUGUUUAGUUGCACUCACAGUGGCCUAGACACGUAAGUGCCUACAGGCGCUGCCUGCCAGGCUCCACUUCUCACACCCAGCGCAUUGACGGGGGCUGCACGUGGCUUUGUCAACCGAAGACAGUUGUCCUUUUGGUUGCCCUGCUGACUCUGGAGCCAAGAAACACUGAUUUCAUGUGACUCUAUCAAGUACUUCCUGUCUCCAUCCUUCAAAUGGUUUAUAAGAAAGUUGUUUGGAAUUCAAAGCAUUUUUUACCCAUUAAAAAAUGUUGUAAAUAGUGGUUAGCUUUUAAGCCCAAACACACUAAUUUGUUUAACAGAAAAUGAAAUGUUCUAAUGGUGGAAAUGAACUUGUAACUGUGGGUUUUUUACUAUACAAGAAAAUGACUUGUGAAUUCCAAAUUGGAUUGCCAAGAGGAACCCUGCAUGGUGGUGCCAGCCCAUGUGGCUUCACCCCCACCCUCACCGUCAGCCAAAUGGGGGAGGAGCUGUCUGGGUCUGUCCACUGGCAGGGCUCUCGGGUGGAGGUGCGAGAGACCAGAGACGGGAAUGAGGAAAACAUGAACACAGCGAGAGCUUCUGGGCAGCAGUGACACAACUCCCUACCUUCCUUUUCUCCCAUCUUCCCCCCUUUCUUUUCCUCCCUGCAGCCCUAGGAGUGGGUUUAGAGUGCCUGAGUAGUCUGGUCACUGGGGGAAGCAGAGGAGGAGUUUCUGCUCCUGUGAGCCCAGUGGGGGUGAUCAUUUAUAUUUGGAGGAUGCGCUCUACAUUGGUGACUGCCUGUGUUUGGAAGAUUCACUAACUCUUAGCACCCUGUUCUCACCCUCUACGCUGCAUUGAGAAAUUACUAGUUUCUAUUUUUCUUAAGCCUUAAAAUUUUUUUUAUGUGCAUUUGGUGCCAACUCUUUUCUAGAGCUGUAUCAAAAACAACCAACCUGUACUCACUUGCAAUGUAAUUUUUAUAGGAAGAUUUUGUUAUUUUUACAAGGCAGAAUUGGGUAUAACAGUUGAAUUAAACUUAGCAAUCACGUACUCAGUC
Molecule: messenger RNA, 3169 nt
Organism: Equus quagga
Lineage: Eukaryota; Metazoa; Chordata; Mammalia; Perissodactyla; Equidae
Gene: JPT2
Product: Jupiter microtubule associated homolog 2
Exons: 5
Coding region: 34-606 (190 amino acids)
Cellular component (GO): nucleus
Source: RefSeq, a predicted model, not a curated record